This is a messenger RNA of Pocillopora meandrina, 27580 nucleotides long. NCBI's taxonomy places the organism in Eukaryota, Metazoa, Cnidaria, Anthozoa, Scleractinia, Pocilloporidae. The record is from the annotation of a GenBank genome assembly.
AUGGCGCAUGAAUUUCAUAUUUCAUCGAAUGACUCUGUUCCUGAAGAGAUGCCCGCCGAGAGUUUUUACUCGGACAGUCUUCCAGUUCAUGCAAUUCUACAGUUAGUCAUCUUCACAAUUAUAUUCAUGGUUGGAUUCUUCGGUAAUUCCAUUGUGAUAUACGGAGUUCUUCAACAGGGUUCAUCUAAGACAACAAGCAGUUGUUUUAUUGCGAACUUGGCCCUGAGCGACCUGGCUGUGCUGGUUCUAAGUUUACCCGUCGGUCUGUUGCAAGAACUUGCAUCUUGGCCGUUUGGCGAACUUGCUUGUAAGAUUUUCUUUCCAUUUGGCGAUGUGUUUUUGACCGUUUCCAUCAUGACCUUGACAGCAAUCGCCUUGGAUCGCUACCGAGCAGUUGUUACGCCGUUCAAAGCGCGUUUCACGAAAACACAAGCAAAAAUCUGCAUUUUGUUCAUUUGGAUCUUUAGCUAUCUUGUCGUAGGAAUUCCCACGUCUUUCAUUCUUAAACUUGUCGAAAUAGAAAACGGCGUAAAAGUUUGUUUUCCUUUCUGGAGGAGUAACAUGGAACGGAUAAUUCACAAAGUGCUAACGGCGUGUCUGGCUACAUUUCCACUGUUUCUUAUCGGGUACUGUUAUAUCAGAGUUGUUUUGGCGUUGUGGAAAGUAAGAAUAAUACAUGAUAACCACAAUACGGCCAAGAACUCCAUCACAGUCAUGCGACUCGAGCAGAAGCGAAAACUCGUUAAAAUGUUAAUCGUUAUUGUGUUUGCCUUUAGCUUGUGUUUACUACCGUAUGUAACAUUUGCACUCGUUUUGGAGUUUACGGGAAUGGAGCGAACUUCCGAUGUGAACGUUGGCUUGGUAACAUGUCUUUCCCUUCUUUAUGCAAAUAGUGCUAUAAAUCCAUUAAUUUUAUGCACAAUGAGUAAAGAUUACAGGGUUGGACUGAGGCCCUGCGGAUGUUGAAGUUCUUCUUUUCCGCCAAUGAUUGAUAACGCUUUACUCUGCAAAUAACAUUUCAGAGAAAUGCCUUAUUUUACAAGACUCUUUUAAACGAAUUUACUUCUUUUGUAGUCUAAAUGAUUACCAUUUAGGCAUUCAAUAUGUGUCGCAAAGUGUUGUAAGUUAUUCCUUCACAUGUUAUAAGAUUGUGCAACAAGACAUCUCGAGUUGUAGAUCUUAAAGGUUUUGACGCUUUUUAUUUCGAUUGAUGUACAUAUUGUUUGAGGUGAAGUAACAAUUACAGUUUCGAUUAAAACGCUAAGAUGAGUGAUUUAUUUGUGUUGUUUGGUAACUACAAAUGAUACUUUUAGCGCUCUGUAAUGGGACACAAAAUAUUUAGCUAUGAUAUUUUAAGUGAUAUUUACCAUCGUCGAUUUAACAUAAACUUGUAACCUCGAGCCUGCGAUUAACAAUAAUGUCAUUCAGCAGCUCAACGACUUUUGUAGGAUGAUCCUCAAAUAGUGAAACUUUUAAUUCAAAUAUCUUUGGAAAGAAUUAUGGUCCUUUAAAUUUCUCUUGUGUUUGAAACAUUAGCAUGUUAAUCUAAUUAAGUUUCAUUAUUUUCAAACCAAUUCACGCUUUUAAAUAUCACAAAUUUAUUCAGCGAUUGCAAUUUAUUUCGAUUAUCCCCUUUCUGAUGGGACAACAUGUUACCAUACUUUCCAUUAGAGCCAUGGAAUUAAAACAUCCAACAAUUAUUCUUUAUCACCACAGUAAUUGGGAGCGCUUUAGGAGUAAAACAAUCGUUUAGAAAUCCUACCCAAAUUUCAUUGGUCAACAUUGAGUGCCUGACUUGAAGCUUCUUUUUAUCUGUCCCAGUAAACCGCUGUCAUUAGAUGUCAGAUCGUUUAGCCUGAUACAGAACUAACCUCACAAUCCUUCUUAAUUUCUCAAACCCUAAUCCAUCUCCAGUAAUCAUGCCAACAAUUCAUGGCUUAUUUUGCAUGUUUUAGCUCUAUUACCCAAAAACCCUGUAUUUUGUAGUGACAGUAAACCAGUUUUUUGAAGCCCUUGAUACAUAAUUUUUUCCCGUAAAAAUAUCGCGAAAAUUUACCUCAUAAACUUACAUCGUGAUAUAUAAGCGUGAGGUUGUAAUGGCGCAGCGUUUUAAUCAAAUUUUGGAUGUCGAACGCGCGAUACAGUUUUGAGAUAAUAAGUCGCCCUCCGGCUGACCUGAUUAACUUAGUCAAUAUUUGCAAAGGCGCAAACUAUGCUGGAUUGCAAUUUAUUGAAAUUAAAUUUCAACCAUGAUACUAACUGAAAAUACCUCUCACUAGUUUUCUUUUGAGUGGUGAUACAUUGGAACCUCAUCUUCAAAGUCAUUCAAUGUUGGAACUACUUUGUAUAGCAUAGUAAACACUUAAACAGAUGCUUUCAUCCAAUUACAAGCAACACUUGGAAAAUGAAAUAGAAGUUUAUGCUCCAUAGCACAAAUCUUACAUGUGACUCUCCUUCAAAAACGUGAUCUAGACUGAUAUUUUCCGGUUGAAAAUGUCACAAUCAAGUUUUUCGUAACGUUUGAUGAGUCCUUAUGGCGAUUCCAAUGGACCUGAUUAAAACUGGUCGAAAAGUGUUGCAAUCAAAGUCCAGUUCUCGCAGAAAUCAUUUCCACAAAUAGUUAUACUUUUAUCACCUCCGGCUGAUCAAGAUCUUUCAUGAUCUCGCUUUAAGCGCUAAUCAUUGUAAACGGUUUUUAACCAACUGUAUAAUAACUUGAGGAUGCAGAACCAUUCAAGUCCAGCAUAUGAUAAACAGUGCCACAUUAGCGUCGUACCCUUUCAAGAUCAAUGAUCACUUUCAAUUAAGUUGUCACGUUGUCUUCAUCCAAUUAGUACCGAUGUUAUUUAUGAAAUGCGGGUAUGUUUCGUUCCUCAGCGAGAAUGCGGCUGUCGGGGAAGUUAUCACACGAAAAGGGGAAAAUGAACCGACUUUCGUUGAAAAAGAUGGCUUAUCCCCAAGACAAAUAUUAAGUGAACAUCUAUUUAACCGUUUUAAAUGCAUCACGAAUCUGUUGCUCGUAGAGAUUUUGCUAUCAAAAAAAAUUUUUGUGAGGAAAUAGCUUUCUUUCCGGAUGUCCUUUAGACGCUAGAAAAUAUAAUUAUAGCAUAGUCUAUUAUAGAGUUCGUUAACAGCUUGAUUAUGAACUUGUUAAUUACUGCUGUCAGUGGCAGCUGCUGAGAAAUCUAGUACAAAAGUGUUACACCAAAAUAGGAGGUAGUCGGAAGAAAUGUUUUAUUUCAAAACCAGUUUCAGUGUUUCACUUAAGUAGGACUUUAAUCAUAAAAUGAUGUAAAAAAAACCUAUCUCAAAGUGUACCAAAAUUUAUGGAAUUUUAAGAUCGUUCAAGAAUGCGGUGAUCCUAAGGCUUAGAUUGUUGUCGGGUCAUGUGAUUAGAUCAAUGAAGAAAAACCAUUUAAGCUACGCAAACAAAAUUUUAUCUGUAAUCUUUGUUUCCUUUCUCAUAUAUCUCUUCCUGGGCAAAAAUAAUCUCUGACCUUUCACGCAAGCGAGAAAAGAAGGGAAGUCAGUUAAGCCAUGAAAAUUCCCUCUAGAGAAGAUUUCUCUUAAAAAGUGUUUACGACUCUUGCGACAAAUUUCUUUCGUUAAAACAGACUCAGGGAAGAUUUUUCAUCGAGGAAAACAACGAAGAGUGCAUUUACCAAAGAAACUGACUACUAGUUUAAUUUAGCCGCAUAUGUGAUAACAAUAAGAACCGUAAUCUUUCUCUUCUUAGUGCUUUCUAAAUUUUAGAGAAAACAUUUGAAAUGAAUAAGAUUGAGAAUAAAUUGAUCAUGGAUUGAAAGUUUGCAAAAAUAGAGAGUUGGGCCGUAAAAAUAGCAAAAAAAAAAAAAAUAAUAAAAAUGAGAGGAAACACGUCUCACAGCAAAGUACACGCAAACAAAAAGGCGUUAGUUGUAUUUGACCAACGAAAGAAAAAAAACCUCGUAUUACAGGUUCGAUGGCACAUAAUAUAUAUCUUUUAUGGCAGAUUGUUUUGUUUCGUGCAAAACCUUCUUCCUAAAAAAGCUACAACAAGAUUUUGAUCAGCAGUUUGUCGAAUGAUACGAGCCCCUUCCCGCCUCCCCCCCCCCGCCAUUUCCCAUGACAAAAACAUGCAUACUCGUUGAUCACAAGCGUACAACUACAUAUUUGUCGAAGAACGAUCGAGACAAUUAUUCCAUAAUGCCUCAUGAGAACUUACGCUGACGCAACUCACACUACCUUUACCAAAUAAUUUAGUGACCUUAUGAGGAGCCACUAUUAAAGGUGAAAAUCCACUCACCACUGCACCGGAACUGCUUUAAAUUUUUAUAAGUUGGACUCUUUGGAAAGAAUCGGAGCUAAAAGCUCUUGUAUAACAUAGGACAUAAGUAUGUGCAAAACCGAUCAGCAUAUCGACUGGAUUUCAAACUUUUUUUUCCCUUUGUGGUUGUCAUGCGCGCCUUACGCGAUCGAAAUGAUUCGAUUCUCAGAUAAUACCGUGGGAUGUAGCUUUUAAACUUAAAUGAAAUCAUAGUGAAUACAAUAUUUCCUUCAUUCGACGAUUUAACAUACAAACAGCAGACAUCUUGCUUAUUCCUCGUUUCUUUAUGAUAAACCAUCGAAGAGGAUGUUUGAAUUUAUUGAUGUGUUUCACAUGACUUCUGUCUCCACGACUAAAUUGUUACUGAAUAAUUUAGACAAACAAAUUUUAUCAUGGCCAAUCAAUUCUCGAGACUCACGCAGAAAAUGUCUUCAUUUUUCUUUGGUCAUAAUUAUGAACAGUUACCACUUUUGGCUGAACUUCAACCAAGAAAUGUUUUAUAAAGAUAAGCGAAAACCUUACCACACACCACGAAACUCAAACGCGCAAAGACUAAAGGGAAUGCACGGCUUGCCGGAUCAGUUUGUAUGUGGUGUAAGCGGUAAUGAAAAUUAGUCAGUAGGAUUAGGCUCUAGAUUAGAGACGUUCACGAGAUCUAUGAUAACCGGCCUGGAAAAACGACCUUUAAGAAAACUAUCAAAAACUUUCUACGCAAAACUGUCUCAAUUAUGGUGAGGUUUCUCCCGUUGAUGAUGUUUUUUUUCUAAUGCUCAAGUAUAAUGCAAUUAAGCAAUUUUCAACGCACACAUGAAAUUAAUUUAUGGUGAUGAUGACCUUAAAAUUGCUGGUGAAUGACGUCAUUCAACUUUUUCCUUAUAUAUAACUGAAGUAAGACCAGAAAAAACGUCAAACUGGUGCUAACUUUGGAAUUUGUACCAACGUUCAAGAUUAUUUCAUUUAUGGCUAAAAGUAAACUAAUUUGUCUUGCCCCUUUUCAAACAUUUCUUUUUUAUGAUAACGAUGAAGUGAAUGAAGACUGAGGCGGAGUAAUUUCGGCGUAGGAACCUAUUCAUCUAAUGAGUAGAUUUUUCAAGGAAUGGGGGAAAGCGCCAAAACUUUUGAAAUGAAAAAAAAAAAAUGAGUAAACUUAAUUAAAACAAAGGAGAAGCAGUCUCGUUCGAACUAACUGUAACAAGUUAUUAAGAUUAUCAUUAAAAAUCGUCAUUUAAAAUAGUUGUUAAAAUGAGUUAUUAAAAUUAUGACCUUAUUAAAUUAGUUAUUAAAAUUAUUGAAUUAUUAAAUAAGUCAUUCAAAUUAAUUUUGUCCUAUUACAACUCAAUAGGAUGUCUGUAGAUUUUUUUGUUAAUUGCAUUUGUUUCUCUGUUCGUAUUGACGUUUACUCGUAUUAUGUCCGCUUGUUCGUUUUGCGGUUAUUAAUGUUGCUGUUUUUUUUUUUUUAAAGCUUAAAAAAAUAAUUCCUUCCGGAUAGAAUAAAAGCUGACAAAUGACAAUGACAAUGAUGUUAGUAAUUGAAAUGGUGGUUAUGAACAAGCAAGAUCUAGGGAGGAAGCGGGUCAUACGAUUUUCAUCGCAGUUCCAGACCAGACAACGUGGGGUCAAGGAAAAAGAAGAGAGAAGGUUGACAAAUAACAUAGCUUUGUAAGAGAGAUUGGUAAAAUAUAGAUUGCCCGAAAGAGGGAAGUCCCAGUAGUAUUUGAAGGCGUAAGGAACAGUCCGAAAACGACUGGAAAACAAGUUUAGCCUGUUAUUGAUGAGGCCACUUAAGUCGACUUCACGCAAAAAGCUCCUCUCCUUUGAACCACUAAAAUCUUGAACACUGAGUAAUAGGGGUCUUGGGGGAGGAUGGUUUGAACCGCGGGUAACAUUAAGCAACUUGUUGUUGACAGGCUUCCUAAGAGAUAACACGGGCUCAAAGAUGGUCAACCGGCGCAGUACUAGAAUAAUUAUGAUGACAACAUUGAUAUUUUGCUGGAUUAGACAAACGCAAAAGAAGAAACUAAAUUAAACAGGGGUGGUUAGGGACUAGAAUAGAUCGCGAACGGAAAAAUUGAAGGAUUGAGGCCAAAGACGAAUAAGACCUGCCAAGUGCCUUUAAAGCAGCCCAUCAGUUCACCGGCCUCAGGCGAAACAGCGGUAAAUAAUUCUACUGAAUUUGUGAUAUUCAAACGCGAAGUUCUAAGUAACCUUUUUAUCGUCGUUGGAAGGGAAUUGAAAGUCGACAAUAAUAAGGUUGCGCUCAAUGCAAGUAAUUAAUAAUUAUCCUCCUUAUCCGGGAGUGCGACAGAUUAGGAUCGUUUCCGAUAGCGUUUAUCACGAAACUGCCAAGGAAUCUACUUAGUUUCAUGUUUCUCAGACAAAGAGACCCCACGUGUAGACUAUGGUUGUCAGUUUUGGCAUUCGUUCGAUCAAUUUCAGACUUCUUUAGACAGAAUGCAUGAAAAUCGCGUUUUAUUUGCGUGGUAAAGAUGUAACACGAGUAACGAAAGAUCUUACCAGCUAGGAACGUAACUUAAGUAGUAGGGAAGAAAUUUCUGAAAGAAUUUUCAUUCCUUUAUAAUAAAUAAGCAAACUUGAAAGGGAAUUUAGCCCCUGACUAUAUCGCGAUACCACUGCGGUGUUAUUGCACACCUGCUUCCGACGAGGUUUGGCUGUGCUGUCUCCACAUUGGAUUGUGGAGUCUGAAAAACGGAAGGGAAAGGCUCUUCUAUUCAUGAACUAGUAUGUCGAAUCUCAGUUACGUUUGAUGUUAGUCUGCAAUUCUUCUAUAACAACCUUAACACACCAAAUACAUAUGUAUCUGACUGUUACACGUUGAGGUUUGCAAAGGAGCUAAAAUGCUCGUAAAAUCGUGCCGAUUUGAAAGAUCAAGCCAACAUAAUUUAGGUUUUGAGAAGACAAAGUCACCUCAAGAAUAUAUUCAAACCGAUUUUUUUGUGUGUGUCCGGUAAAGGCAUGAUGGGGGUCUUGCGUGGGACGUUUCUUUUUUCUCCGUUAAGUUGAGAUAGACAGUCGAUACCUGCAUGAUCCUUCGCUUUUCGUCUUAAAGCGUAACCAAAUUCAAUAUAAUGACGGAAAGUAAUUAUCAAAAAUAAAUUGAUGUGGUGUUAGCUGUAGAUGGUUUGGCUUGUUUGGCAAACCCCACCGCGUCAGUGGAUAUACUGAAACCUGAGAUGCGACCUCCCCAGAACUCGUCACCAGGCCCCAUCUAAAUGACACAAGGGCAAUUUGGAAGACACGGGAGACAAGGCCGGAGACAAGGGAAAAGAAAACGAGAUGAUAGAGAUUCAUUCUCCUUUCUCUUCUGUAUCAAUUUGCUUAACUUUAGAGAACUGAUACGAAAUUCUCUCGCGUGGUUACCAGUCCAUCCAAUUACCAGUGCCAUCCUUCUUGAAAAAGUACUUACGUCAUUAAUAACGAGCAUAGGUGCGCGAUCGCUCAGUAUUUCUUCGUGAGAAAAUUGGCCGCCAUAUUGGAUUUUAAAAGUAGAAGAGGAUUUGGAAGAGAGAUGAAUUUCUAUGGAAGGAGUUGACGAUGGGAGAGGAAGGUAUGCUCAUCGCCUCCUCUCCCUGUCUACUGUUGCCCAAAUCAUACACGGCGCCUCGCUGUACGAUCGCGAGCGUGUAACAUUCUGACUCUGGCGCUCCCUUUGGGACGCCAGCUCGAUAGGCUAGAGCGUGAACACAUUUCAUAGAUAACGAAUUGUGCUGCAUAAGCACGUCUUGUGGCUAUUCAGGUAAACUAAACCACGAACUAAUGUCAAAUGAGCAUCUGGGCGUAAGUUGAGGGUUAUACCUUUUUACUUAUGUGCAGUUUCUAAGAACGUGCAUAAGCAUUCCAACUAUAUCUUCAUUCAUUGACUAUUACCGCUGUUUGGCAAGGGAGCCAGGCCUUAAGAAGAUUAAAGGGAAAGCAGCGGAAAUUCAGCUUAUAAAAUCCUCUUGAACUCUUGAAUCUGGAGUUACACGAUAACGAUAAAGACGUUUCAAGUCUAGUCAUGGUGACAGGAAAUAGAAACUUAACUGGUGAACACGCUAUUCUAAGGUGUAAACAUUGGUAAAGAGAAGAUCGAUGUUUAAAAAAAAAAAAAUUGAACAAAGCUUCUGGCGAUUGGUGAAACAAAUUAUUCACACAUCUCCAGUUAGCACAUGCAGAAAUGAAUGUAGACGAUAUAUUUUCAAUGACUGACACAGUAAACUAGGAAUUUCAAGGGAUCGAAACUCACCACAAGAAAAUUAACUCCCAUCCAAAGCUGUUAUCAUUGAUUUUUCUUUUGCAAGACUUCACAGUUUUGUGAUCUCCAUGAGAGUGAGAAUGGAAAUGGUUGACACCAGCCAUGAAAUAACCUCCUUUCCCAAAAUGUAGCAGACCCUAGCUCAUAUUUAUGAUUUAAGUUAUUCACUUUCAUCGUGUUAAAUUUAUAUUCUUCCGUUUAAAUGCCACUGUAGGGGUGGUUUCAUAAAUAAAAUUGUAACCCGCGCGUGUAAAAUCAAUUUCGCUCCCAACAUGUGACUUUGCACCCAACUGGCAUCUCAGUUGCAUGAUUUUAAUUUCCAUCGAGGACUGACGCUUCAAUUUCUGCACGCUUUUUUGCCAUUUUUGCCAAAAGAAUCAUAUUUUCUCUCUCCAACAUUUUGCAGCUAUCGGUUUAAAAACGGAAAUAAUCACAAAAUAUUUCGGCUUUGAAAUGGAACCUUUUCCUUAUGGCGUUUCAUUUUAAAAGUCAAGUUUCCUUAUUGCAAUCCAGCACGUUUCCUCUAUUAAGAUUUUCGUAUCUAAACAAACCGUUGAUCCACAAAAACAGAUUGCUAUGUCUGGUAAUGAGAUUAGUCACGAACAAUAGUGGGAACAUGAUAGAUUUCCUGUCAAGACAAGUUGUUUGUUUAAAGACGGUGUGUGGGGGGAAAAUUCGGCUUGAAAGUGUCUUGUUUUGGUUCGGCUUAAACGUUUCUUGUUUUGGUUGGCUGAGUUUUGAAAGAAAAUUAAAGAUGGAGAGGUAUUUCGAUUAAGGUCAGAUAUUUAUAGGCCUUUGUAGACAUCUCUCUUUUUCGCGCUGUGGGAUUCAAAAGCUCAUCAUUUUGCAGUGGCUGAUGUGAAAUUCAACUCUGAAAUGAAAUCUGAAAAAAAAUUAUCUCCUAGUCUGGUAAUUUUGAAUAAAAGAGAUUGUUUUCAAUAGAGUGAAACAACACGUGAUGUGAAAUCGUAAGAAUCAGCUGAGCACAGUUGAUGUCAUAGCUUAAAUUUCUACGUUAAAAAAAAAAUGAAAUUUUCGAGGCUCUUUCAUAUUGACAAAUUUUUGAUGUUUUUUAGACAUUAGAAUGCUCACUUAUUUAGUCUUUUUUUUCUUUUUUUACGUUUUUCCCUUUUUUGUCCACGUAUGCUACAAUAGCUUACUAUAGCCCAAUUUUAACUCCUGCUUGAAUCAAUACUUACCUUACGUGACAUCACGCUUCCAAAUAUCCAAUCAGAAUACACAUUGCCAUUUGUUCAAAGUCCGUUUUUUUACCUUUAGCUUUUCUCCGAAAAAAUCACUUAAAGGUAAAUAUUUUCGGUAUGUAUUAAGAGACGUUUUUGGCCAACGGAAUAACGAGAAUUUCCAUUGUGAUUUAAAUACUUUAAGCAAUGGAAUUUUUAAACGUUUUUCAAUUUCUUCAUCCUAAAGUUAUUAUGAGUAAGAAAGCAAACGUUUAAAAAAAGGCUUUCAUGUUUUGAUGGUUCUAUGAUCAUAUUGGAAAUAAAAUUACGAUGUCUUCUGAUCCCAAGACUCUUCUGAGGUUUGUUUGCAGAUACUGCAGAAGUUUUAACACCUUUUAGCACUAUAAUUUCCUUAAAUUCUAAUUACAAGUUUGCUUUUAGAUACAAGGAUCUCACCGGAGCCGGGUUGUGUUUUGAACUUCGUUUAACAUUUUACAAAUCUUACAGAAAUAAAGAAUAAUGGGACAAAUUCAUCCUGACUGCUGUAGGGAAUAUAAAUAUAGUGCUCUAAGUUAUGUAGACGCCAGUUCUCCAAACACAUUCUUCCCCCGAUGAAACUUAACAAUAUAAGACGAAAUGGUUUGACUCGUAAGCUAACGUAUGCAAAAGCGUUAACAAACAAAUGUGUACUCCAAGGUAAAAGCACUGCAUGCGGUUGCGUUUUGAUAUGGGCCAAGUUUAUUGUUGUUUACGCCCCUCGUUACCUUUUCGAUCGGAAGCUGUCUCUGCUGAAUACAUACUGUCCUCCGCCUGCCUAAAGUUAAGUGAAGACUGGGAUAUAAUUUGAAAUUCGGUCCGUUUAUAUCAUCUACAUGACGUUUUUAAACAAUUUAGACUCAGUAACUUCCAUUCAGAGGAUGCUGAAGAAGCACACUUUAUCAAACUAAAAGUACCGAGGAUAUGACAGGUUAUAAGAUCAGUCAUGGGUACAAAGGUUAUACAAACAAUUUUUUUUUUACUUUAGUAAACUUGUGCACAAAAUAAUCUCCCCUCUUGUGUAACUUCCGUCAUUUUACUCAAAAUUCAUCCAAUUUGAAACCAUUCCACAAAAACACUAGGCCACCUGCAAACUCUGAGAGAAGCUCUCAAAAUUUGACUCCUAAAAUUCAGAGAUGAACGCUAAGGACCAAGAACGACUUAGUACAUUCUUCAUGGCGGUUGAAAGUUGUUUUCAAAUUCUCUUCUGUCUAGUUUACGAUAUCGAACAAGAAAAGCAACUUCGAGAAUGAAACGCCAUGGCUAUGGGUUAGCGUAUGUUAUGACUGCUCAGCAAAACUAGCCUGUUAAGAGGUUCGUGAACCACCGGGUAGAGCGAAUAUUGAAUCCAAUUUAGAACUGUUGUGGCUACUUUGUAACGUUUGCUAUUCUUCUGUCCCAAAUGACUAGCAAAAAUAUGAUUAGUGGGUGUCUUAUUGGCAAAAAAGUCCUCAAGUUCAAACGUGUAAACGGUACUCUGAUGUUUUGGCUAUCACUUUCAACGUGUGCAAGCGUACACCUACAUAAACUAUAAAAGCUGACUUCAUUGCCAUAUUCGUCACUGCGACGGAAGUUGCUGCGAGCAAAGCCUUGCACUAUGAAUGCGUUUGUGGUGAUUCUCCUUGCGCUUGGCGCAGUUUGUAAGUACAAACAAGUUUUAUUACUUUUUUCCUUCAUUAUCUUUCUUCCAAUUUUUCAUCAUGUUCAGAAAACCUUCCAGCACUUGCUCUUGAUGAGCUGAAUAAACUAUUCUCGCAUCAAAGGAGACCACAGUAUAAAACAUAAGAAAAAAGUAAACUAUUUAGAGGUUCAAAUUAACAGUGAAGAAGAAUGAAUCGUUGAUGAUGGUGAAGAUUGACGCAGUUUGGCCGACAAUUAUUGGCCAUUCUUCCAGCUCAAGAUACGUAAAUUGUUAUGUACAGGUCACAGUAAUUCUUUCAGUUUCCGUAACAGUAUCACUUGUGACUCAUUCAUGUCUCUCUUUUUCUUCCCUUCUGUCUCUUUUAGCUUCAAUGCCCAUAGGUAAGAGAGAGAGAGUUCUGUGUUAAUCGUACCCUAUAUUUAUUUAACAUUGGUUAAUACAAAUAAGAUAAAACGAACUUAGGUGGGUCGCAUGCAAGGGUACUGAUCUUGACUAGAACUUUGAUUUAAAUUUGGAUGUGACAUCACUCACUUCAUUUCAUUUGUAUACUUACGUAUGGAUUCGUUUUUAAAUCAGAUUUUCUCUGAAAUAUUCCAUGCUUUCGACAAGGUUUGUAACAAGCAUGUAGCUUAUUAUUCUCUUUGCGGAAAAAUGUUGUAAAUGUUUUAAAAAUAUUGUCUGAUUGUUUUCAAAACAGCGUCAGUUAGUUUCAUUUGUCUUUGAUGCAGGAGGUAGAGAGUUUUCUCCCAUACAACAAAAAAAAUUCAUCCAGUUUGCUCCUGUAUUAGCCCAUGCCACUUAGGUAAAAUACUUUUGAUUGAAGAUGGUUUAUUUUUGAGGGGCUAAAACGAACUGAAAGCAGUUACAAUGGUUUUCAGAGGGAGCCAAUUAAAACUUGAGAGCAAAUUUCACUUGACCGGCUACAAGCUAUGGAAAACGAAUGUGUCCAAGUCGCGUAUUUUUUUGUAUCUGAUUAGUUGGGCUGCAUGAAGCAAACCUGACGGGUGAGAUCAGUCACAAAGCAUUAGCGAAGCAAAACCAACUCAAUAUAGAAAUCUGUCGAGAACCCUUCAUUUGAUAGCUUUGUAUCUUCUUCAGCUUUCGAAAAGGGAAAGCGUUACACUUACAACUACCAAACUGAUGUAUACCAUGCCAUACCCGGCGGAUCAACGAAGACCCUCGGACUCAGAGCGAGGUGUCAGGCUCAUGUGGAUGUGCUGAAGAAAACCGAGCUUCAACUAACCGUGAGAAAUUUUUUUCUAAUAUCACUUAGCAUAGAAAAAAAAAUUAAGUUUGAAUUGAAGUUUCGCUUCUCUUUGAUCCACAUUGGCUGUUUUCACGACAAAUCAAAUAUUUUAUUUUCAGCAUUUCAUAGAACAUAGGUUAAAAGUCCCAACUGAUUUAGCACAAGUAUAUUUUUUUUAUCUGUGUUUUGUCUGCCUUUAGUGAUUUAUAACUGAAAUUCAUAAUAUAAAUUGACUUAAGACACGCCUUUCGGAGGAUAAGGUUAUUAAGAAGGGACUACCUGAACAGAGUAAAUUCAUUGCAAACGGGUCCAUUAAAAUCAACUAUGGAUAAGGUAUUUGAGGGGUCAAAUGAUGGACUGAAGGCUACAACACUUACCUUAUUGUGGUCUCCUCAGUUGGCAAACAUUCAAGUUGCAGAAGUGGAAGGAAACCUUCAGGGCCCAAAACAACAAAAUGAGAAAGCAGCUGACCCCAAGAUCGUGAAAAAAAUGCAAGAUUUCCUCGCCCUACCCGUGAGACUUGCAUUUAAGUCACAAGAUGGCAGUAUCAAACAAGUCUAUGCAGAUCCUCAAGACCAGGAAUGGUCGCUGAACAUUAAACGUGGGCUCGCAAACCUUUUCCAGGUGUCACCGCGACAACAACGUAAAUCACAACAAGAGAAAAAUGGCAAACGAUUUGUUACUCAACUUGAGGUUAGAAGUUAGCUAUAACUUAUAUCAACGCUUUUUUUCUGUGAUCUGACCACCUAUCUGAUCUUCUAUUCCUUUUCAUCUAUGUGAGUUUAAAGGGUCAAGUUUUGUAUCAAAGCAUGAAUAAAUAAGGUAAAGAUAUGGUACAAAAUAGUGAUCAUGAUUGUCUAUAUGCUUUGUCAAUAUACCUCUCCAGUUUGACAUAUCCAUAUUUCGAGUAAGGAAGAAACAGCAACAAAGGUCACAAAAUUUUUUGAGAAUGAUUCGCUGAAAAUCACCGCUAUUAUCAAUUUGGAAAACAAGAAUGACGGUUAUACAAGAUCCCGUAGCGACAUGUUUCUGAGAUUGUGGCAAACUUGGUUGGAAGAAAAACGUUCUCUACUAUCUGGUUCGCCAGUAAAUUUGUUAGGCGAAAAAUGUCUCACCUCUUUCCCUUUCUUUAGACCACUGCAGUCGGUUAUUGCCAAGUCUCUUACGUAAUUCAAUGUGAAAAUUGCCAAGCGGGACACAAGGAGCAAGUAACAAAGGUUACCAAAGUCAUCAACUACCAUAAAUGUCGACACCGACCGGAAUUUAGUCAGAGUAAUUUUUAUGGAAGACGGUGCGACGGAUGCCAACAGGUAAGAGACUCUUACUUGGUUGGGAUGUUUCCUAUCAAAAGUAUCCUCCUCGAGAAUUUCAGGCUUUUCAAUUGAAAAACAUAUUUCUUUACCUUUGCGAAUUAUCUAAGAGGAGAAAGGUUGCGAUAUUUUAAGUUGUCUUCCGGAAUCGUUGAAGAUCGUUGUGGAGAGAUGCCUUAAUACGUCAGGGUAAGCGGACACCAAAUGGGCGAAGAAUAUUCCAAAAGGAAGUAAGGAAGUAAGGAUGGCGAAGGACGAAGAAGAUUUAAAAUAAUAAAGUUAAACAGUUAUGGUGCUAUACGAAGGAAUGACUGAAAAUCAUGAAAGUUGAGGGGAGAAAAAAUGGAUUGGUCAAUGAUUUGCCACUCUCGCUCCUGUGAUACUUUUGUAGAGAAUUAUGCCAUCCAAAAAUGGCACACCUUAACAGAAGAAGGCCUCAUACUAUGUUGAUAUUUCUUUCCUUGCAGAGCUUGGGUAAUGUGCCAUACCAUCAGUCAGCUGGUCAGAUCGAACUUAUCCUGAGUGGAAAUGAGAAAGACGGUUACACCAUCAAAAGAGCUGAAGCUAUAGAGCAACAUGUAGUCACACCAUUCAGUCAAGCCGGAGGACAGCUGACUGCCUCAGCAAGGUACAGUCCCAGUAACGAUAUCCAUCACAGUGUUGAAACUACAUUUCAUUAUAGAAAAUCACUUGGGCUUAAAGAAGACCUUACUAACAAUUUUUGGUCGAGGAAGGCUUGGAAUUGAAGAACGUUAUUAAUAAAGUAUGAGUAAGUAUGCAAAAUGUGUUGACUAACCGCAUCGUUGUUGCAGGAUAUAUGUUGGCUGAGUUGCUCUUGCCUUAUUUUAUAUGUUAGUUAAAAGGUGUAGUUUAAACUGCUUUCAGUCUGGGUUUGUGCAGGUUUAAAAAUUGUUCUUCAGAGAUCCAUUAGAUCUUGUUCAAUAUCUCAAACUUCGAUGUUUUCACUACUGACAAUGGCAUUAAAUUUUUUUCUUGCAAACAGACAACGUUUGGAGUUAAAUAAAACAUCUGACGCUGGACAGGCAUGUGAGUAUUAGGACAAUUCGCUUCCUUCUUUCACUAAAUGAUCACUCGCUGUCGAGAAAAUAAAAAUUGAGAUUCAAGGAAAUCUUCACCUGGGAUUACAAUUUGAUUUCACGCUCAGUUCUCAGAAAUAAUAUUGGGAUGAACAUUGAUUCAGUUCAUGGCAAAACGGCGAAGUAAGAAGCGAGUUAGUCAUUUUUUUCUGUGUCUUUUUACCUUGUGUAGUGCAAACUACCCUCCCUUUUUAGGAGAUUUCAGAACAUUAGCUUUAUAGGAUAGAGAGACUCAAAAGAUCAUAGAGGAAACAAAAAAUGGUAAUGAUGGAAUAGACUGAAAGGGAUUGAAAGUUACGAAUUUGAAAAGUGGGCUCAAUUUUGCCAGGAAACACAAACUGUGAUUUAGCUCCGUUUUUUUUUUCUUUGCUCCAAGCAGCUGCAAAACUUACCAGGACUACAAGCCAUCGAUUUGCUGUUGAGAAUCCCGAGCGACGAGCCCGCGAGAACGCUCAAUGUCAGCAGGAAACUGCUAGACAGGUAACACUCGUGUCAGUUAGUAGUACUCCUUCGCUUUUCACAUCGAAUUUAACCUCUUUUAAACUAAUCAAAAGUUGGAAAAGCUCAAUUUUUUUCUGGUGAAAAGGUCUUCGAUGUGCAACUAAGUAUCUUUUAUUUGGCACGCACCGCGCUGUAGAGGAUUUCUGUGAGACCAGAGGUUGGUAAACGACAACUCCACAAACAUGAAACACAAGUCUGAAUUUGAUUGUCCCGGUGGUGUUCGGAUGCAUGAAUUUGUAUGGGCAACCAAAGCAUUAUUGUAAAAGAGUUUCAGUCAGCUCGACAUAAUUACCUAAUGAUUUUUUUUUAAUCAUUCUCAAGUAGACGUAACAUACCAUAACAUACUCGCUUGCAGGCGAAAAAUGCUACCGAAGAAAUGUGCAAAGCCAUCAAACAGAGGGACGGAGCAGCUGAGAUGUUUGCUAACUUGGUACAGCAGCUGAAAAAGUGCAACCAAGACACAGCCGAGAAACUUGCUGAUAACAUGUUAGCCCGGCAAGACGCAUCCGAGAGGUAAAUUAGUUAAUAUACUUAUGUGUUUUAUUGGGAUACCUUAUCAAGAGUUCAGACUUAAUAACAAAGACUUACCCAACUUUUAGCUUCAAAACCAAUAUAGAAAGAAUAAGAGACAUGGUAAGUUUUGAGCUUGGUAAAGAAAUGGAGAAAGAUGCUUUUCUUCUAGACGAAAAACAUCGACACUGCUGAUCCUAGUUAUAUGCAGGACGCGGGUCAUAUGAACCUCGUAAUAGACCUCGCUCACUGUAGAGUCUCAGUGGUAGAUCAUCGGAGCGCGGAAUCUGAAGGUCUGAGGUUCGAUUUCUCAUGGGGACUCGGAAUUUUUUCUUUGUCCCACGCUCGUGACAAGACGAAAAGCAUCUUUCAAUAAGAUGGUUUGAAAAUUUGGAAUUUCAAUCUUCCUUUAUCUACAGUCUUUUAUAACAUCAAGUUUUAAGGUUUAACGUUUGGAAAAUUUGUUUAUUAGAAAAUAUUGCAUUGAUGCUCUCUCCUCUGUGGGAACCCGUGAGGCUUUUCAAGUUCUAAAGAAAAAGAUCCAAGAGAAGAAAAUCAAUAAGGCAGAAGAACUCAAACAAGUGUUCUUGGGAAUGUCAUCUGCUCCACGACCCUCCGCUGACCACAUCAGAGUUACCUGGGUAAGACUACAGCUCAUAAGUAUGACACAACCUUCACAGAACAAAUUAUGGCGAUCGAUUUACUGCUAUAAAUUGCGGCUUUAUUUUGUCACGUCUUCAAGGACGAAGUUAUGGUGUUUCAAAAAUAUUUUAAUUCCCUGUCCAUUGAUAGUCUGUAGCGAAAUUUUUUUAACUCAAAGAUCAGAAUAAGAAGAUCGUCUUUUUGGCUGUUUUAGGAACUGUGCGAACACGCUGAAGUUAAAAAGGAUAUGUCAGCUCGUCGUCAGUGCAUGCUCACAUUCGGGGCCUUGCUACGUAAGAUACAUCAAAGACCCAGUCUCCAACAGGACACCAAAACUAAGGCUGCUUGUGAGGAGUAUACAAAGGUAAUGCAAUCUUGGCCUAGUUGUCAUGCUAUAACAUGUCCUUCCCCUGUCAAUAGUGGACUUCAAUAUUAAUGACUGUUGAUCGAAAAAUGGGCACUUUUAGAGAGAGAUUAUUUGAGUUGCCACAUGAUGCUACAUUUGCCACAUGAUACUAAGGAAAUGUCAACUGUAAUAAACCUCUAAGCAACCGACCCAAGCCAUAACUUUCUUGCAUUCAUAAUUUUGUCCAUCUAUACCAGCAUAUGAUCUCCAUGCAACAAAAUUGUUAGCUUCAGCAACAACCAUCUCAAAGAUAUCACAGUUGUGUUUAAAACCGGAGAUAAUUACUGUUCUUUCAACCGUUACUUUAUCUAAACAGAAGAUACUAGAUCGUCUUGCUGGUAAAACGACCGAACAAGAGAAAGUAAUGUAUAUCAAAGCUAUUGGAAACUCAGCUAGCCUUCGAGCACAACCAGCCCUGCAAAAGAUUCUCAAGGACCGUGAUGAGCCCCUCUACAUCAGGGUGGAAUGUGUUUGGGCUCAUAGGCACAUCAUCCGUCAGGCCAGGCAAACUGUAAGUAAUAUGGGUCCUUAGGAUUACACAAUUUAGAAAAACAAAAAGUGUUGCCACGAUACUUUACGUCGGCCAUAUUGGACUGGUUUUGCAACAAAAAUUGAGGUGGUAAAGCACGCUAUUUUGACCAUGAUUGAGGACGUGAGUACAGCACCGAAGACGCCUAGAGGGAGUGAUUUGCCAUAGCAAUUCGAUAUGAAGGGAAAUGAUGUCACUUCAGAUGAAAAAAAUUUUUUUUUUCUCAAUUAUCUAUGUUCCUAAUGUGAGUACAUACACUUUCUUUUGGCUCAGGCAACACUGUAACAAAAACCCAUUCUCUUGGCGUCUUUGGGAAGACUAAAAAUUUUCGAGACAGCUAUGUGCUAAUGUAUUUUUGCAGUCAAAUGGACAACAUAUAACGGCUGAUUUUACUUUGAAACCCUUGGUUUUUAUUUUAGGCUACUCCAUCGCUGAUUUCUACCUUUGCUGAUGCGAGAGAAAGCCCUGAACUGCGCAUGGCCGCUUUCAUUUUGAUGCUGAACUCAGGACCUAACUUUGCAACGCUGCAGGCUCUCGCCAAUAUCGUGAAAAGGGAGAUCACUAAUGCUGCCCCAGGCCCUCGCAGCAACCAAGUAGCAUCAUUUGUUAGAGCUCAUCUAGCAGCUUUGGCCUAUCAGAACAAUGUAUUGACAAAGCGAAGGUACUGAGUCACUUUUUACUUAAAAAUAUUUUGAAAAGCAACAAGCUAAAAGACAAAAACAAUAGAGGUUGAGCACUUGAGCUCGUCUGGCAAGCACCUGAUGAAACAGUCUAUAACGAGAUUUUUUUGAAUGCGGUAACUUAGAACGAGAACAUUAUUCAUAGCUCGUCUAUCAAAUUUCCAUUUUUUAAGGAAAAAAGCAAAAUUCGAUAUGCGUCUUUGAGAUUUUAGGUAAACGUGUGUGUUCUGUUUGGGUUGAUAUAUAAUUAUGAACAUUUCCUUCAAGGGCGACCGACAAAAAAUACUUUAAACGUUGUUUGCCCUUAACAGAAAAAAGUGUUGUGACAAUUUGCAAAUUCUGCUCAGGGUAAAGUAUGAAGAAUUGAUUACAAUAUUUCUUUAGAGCAGUUCGAAGAUUGCCCAAGAUUGUUAAUCAGUCCAGCCUUCCAAAAUUUUAACGAAAUGGAUACGCAACUAGGAAUUAAGCCUACUCAUCCAGCCGUGAUGAGAUAUAUUUAAAGAUUCCGCCCUUCGCUUUUUUUUAUUAUAGCAGACGGUUACAAAAUUGACGUCAAAUUGUUCUCUCGAAAUAUGCGCAGUCUGUAAGAACCACUUAUUAUAAUCUCAGGUGUAUGCAGGCUCGCUUGGCUCUACGUCUCAUGCCAAAGAUGAGCUUUGGUCUUGGAUACUCUAAAGGAAUUCGAUGGGCACAAUAUUCAGGUAAGGUAACAAGGGCAACGAAAACUGAACAUGCGUUUGAUUCAGACAAAGACCUAAUCAGUUGACGGGUGGGAUCAGGUACAGACCUGAGACUGCUGAAUUUAAAAGUGCUAUCUUUGAGUCAUAUUGUUCGUGCUUCCUAAAAAAUCUAAAAUAAAUUUUUCAUUAUCGUCGGUAAUCCACGCUAUUCACCUACAUCCUUAAUCAUUCGCCUUUCGUUUUGUCUGUCGAUGCUCCUCAGUGUCUGUCUACUCGGCGACUGAAAAUGUUGCGAUUACCAUCUCCUCGAAUAGCGUUGUAUCCGUUGAUUUAUCGUUUUGAGGUGUCCAUAAAAUGCGCGAUGUAUCAAGCUUCCAUGUCGAUAGGCUUUUUGAUUUGAAAUAAUCCCGGUUCUUGUCCUUCAUCUUUAAAAACAGAGAAAUUCCAAGCAGGAUUCGAGUUGGAGGCAAACAAAAUGAAUGUUCCUGACAGCAUGCUGCCACGAAACCUCAACACACAGAUCCGACUGCACGUGUUAGGCUACCAAAUUAGUGCGUUAGAGGUAACUCCUGUCAUAAUUAUACGUCAAUUACGCCGUAUCGACCUCAUUAUUGUCCUAUUAGCCCUUAGGUCAUGACUGCACAAUGUCUUGGUAACAGACUUCAUCAUGCAGCAUCAUAGUAUCAAAUGUAUUGACGUUCUGGUAGCUCAUCAACCUUCUCCGAAUUGUUUCAAUAACGAACUGCUAAAAAGCUGAACUGAAGAAACAUAUGCUAAGCCCUCUUUCGAUAGAGAAACCCUUUGCACCACACUCCACUUCACAAAAUUUUGGUACUCUGUAGCUGUCAGUGACAUGGUUACACAUCAGGGUAUCAUCAUGCACGUCAAAGCCUUAACUGAACACUCCUAUGUAUUCAGAAUUAGCUUGGGAAUGUCCCAAUUUUUCAUUUGGUGCCGCAAAAAAACGGUAAAUCAUAACGAAAAUUUACUUAACUUACAGGUUUAGUGUAGUUUAUCGUCUAGAAAGAUAUGGAGUUUUCUAGACCAUUAAAGAACUUGAAAAAAAAUCCUACUUUACUUUUAAAACUAAAUUGAAAAUUUCAGCAAGUUAUCAAAGUGAAUACCUUUUGAUUAAUUUUUUAUUUCUUCUUCGCGAAGUUUGGCGCUCGAAUCGAAAACAUGGACGACGUUAUUGAGCAGGUAAUUUCCGAAGUUCGAAAACGUCACAAACGAUCUCUGUGGGGAAGAAUCAGCUCCUUGUUCGAAAAUGAGAGCUCGGAAGAUGAUAAUUCAGGGGAAGACAGUUCUGAAAAUGGAUUAUCAGGAGACAUGAUAUCAGAAGACAGCUCAACAAUAAUUCGUCCUGCUACUCGUCCUAGUUCACAGCCAACAAAAACUCCCAGUCACGACCAAAAGGUAACCAAACCUGACCAUGUUUAUCUCUCUCACUCCCAAUAGAGACCAGUGUAUAAAUUAUCAUUGCAAUUUCAAGACACAAAAACAGAUUGUAAAUGACAAUUCACUAUUCAAGUAAGUGAUAUUGCCUCGAUAGGUCAACAUAAUCUCCGCACGAUCCAUCACGCUAGAAUUAUGCUCGGAAAGUAAGCUUAUAACCUUUCAGAUCGUAGAAAUGAAAGGGCUGAAUGCCACACUAUUUGAAGUAAAACAGAUUUGGCUUUGUUCAAUUAAGCUAGAAAAGGAAAUUUUUGUUUUGAAUAUGAGGUAAUGUACAUUCAACACAAAAUAUGAAGCAUGCGGCACCGAGUGUUUUUCCCGCUCUACAACUCCCUUAAGCCACUCACUCAUUCAUAAAAAUUUCAAAGAAACAAAACGGCCCUUCUCUGUCAGCUAAUUGAGGAAAGUAGUUUGGUUUCGCCACGGGUAUAGAUUUAGGUCUCUCACCUAGAUUCCCUGACUCUGUUAACGUCGCGAAAACUGAAAUUACAUUACUUAUUUCAGAUAUGGCACUUACAUCAGAGAAAAAAGGCAAAUCAAAUUGAAAUGAAACUUGCUAAAUAGACAGUUAAUAUCAUUUAUAGAAUCGUCAACAAGUCUCAGUUUUCAUGAAGUUGUUUGGAGACGAGGUGAAGUACAUGGAAAUCAGGCAAGAAGAUAUCAAACAGUUUUCACAAGAUGUCGCAGACCUUUUGCUGGGGAAGAAAGAUCGAAUUGAAUACGCUGACAAAAGUGAGUUAAAAAUAAAUAACAGUUAUUAUCAUCAUUAUUGAUGGGUCAAAUUUUCUCAUUUUUAAUUAGCUGCGGCCAAAAAAUUUGCACUAUCAUUAUUUUCAGAAGACCAUAACUUCAGAAAUGUAGAGGCGUCAAAUAUCAAUUAAAAUUGCUUCCUUUGAGUUUUUUUUUUCACCAAAAUGACCUUAGUAGUCUCUUUAAGCUGAACACAGUUUUACAAGCGCGAAGAUGUUUUGGUAUAGUUCAUCAAGUUUUCAUUUGCUUUCAUUUCACAGCAAUCGUGGUCACAUCGAAAGGAAUUGAAAUGAAGCAAUCUCUUGAGAAAGCCUUCCUAGCCAACAGUGCGCGCCGUGUGGUGCCAACAUUAGCAGGAAUCUCACUUGACUUCCAACACCGAACUGCAGCGGUCGCCAAGGUUACCGUUGCCGCCAACAUUAACGUUGAGCCGUCCAUCGGCCGUUUACCACAGCUCCAGGCACUUACUGCUACCACAGAGAUAAAACCAAUGUACUGAAUACAAUUUCGUUGUCAUGUCACGGCUGUUUUAUUUUGCGACCUCUUCUUUAAUUUUUGGUCACAAUUCUUUUUUGCAGCAUUGACGCCCAUGAACAUGCACAAGUCGGUAUCCACACUCCUUUCCUGCGCAUGGGAGUGCGAAUGAAAGCUGCUGCGCAUUCUGACACAGAACAUAAGGCUAAUGCUAAUUAUGCAGCCGGUCAAGGGUACUCAAUGACUUACCACGUGCCUCAGGAACAACGUGAUAUCUUGAAUAUACAGUAAGUGUGGAGCCUUGAGAUCACGGGAAAGACAGGACACAGCAGAAAGUGAACAGACAAUUGUGGGGCAACAAGGAACAACUUUUUAGCGCUCAAUAGCCCCCUAUACCUUUCCAUAAAAUUAAGUUCUGUCGCUUAAAAUCAGUUAAAUAUUUAUUUUGAAUUCUCCAUUUUUUGUUAUAACCGCAAUGCAUGAUCAAUGCAAAGUUGUGAAGGCAAUAUUUUCAGUAUAAAAUGAUAAGAAUGCACAUUUUCAAUAUUUUCUUGAUGGACAACGAAGUCGAUGGAACGCCGUGUUUUGUGGUUAAAAGUACCAGAAUACGUUGGAGUGUAUAAUACACAAAAUAUUUAAAGAAUAACAUUGCACCACAUCGGACUCGUUUCGAACCAAAUUUUAUCCCCUUUGAUAAAUAUCACUACACUUUCAAUCAAAAAUUUUUUGAAAAUGAAGCAAUUUAUCGGCUGAGAUAUAUUUGUUUUGAUGCAAAACCACGUUCUUCCGAUUAGCAAGGACAAUUAUAUGGUAACCACUACGACUGAUUUAAUUUUCAGGUCAGAUGCAUAUGGAUUUGUGGCGAAAAAACAUCCAGAGAGCUGUCGGGAAGAGGAGAAGCAAUUUCGUUUUGAUUUUAAGACGCCACAUCUUAAACAGGUAAAAAAUAGUUGCAGCUCGAUUGUUGAGGGCUUACGGAGUCAGGAUGGAAAAUUCAACACAAUGUCAAGUAUGCCAAUGCGAACUUCAAGCGCGGGGAACCACGCGGGCCGCUAGUUUUAGUCUUUUCCUGAUUGGCUGAGAGUGCAAGAUCUCUGGACCAAUUCCAGUGCACAAGGAAGCAAACCCAAUGCAAUACGAGAUUACUUUAAAUACAACAAAAGGAUUAUUUUGUUGGAGAUGUUUUCACUGUUUGGCGUGUAGUUAGCCAAUAAAAGCUUUCUUUCUCUCAUGUUUAGAUACACUGAGAGGGAAGGUCUAUAUCUAGAUUGGGUAGUCCAUUCUAUUCCAUUGUUUAAUUAGCACACGGCUUCUUAUAGACUGAAUAGAGAAUAAAGGGAAGUUAUCAAUCUAUAUUUGACUACCGAGAAAACGAAGAUGAUUUGUGAUCAAACUCAAGGGUUGUCAAAAAGUACAGUUCAUGCGAGUGAAAAUAUAUUAAAUUCGUAUCAUGGGCGCAGGAAAAAGAAGUAAUGCAUUCAAUUUCUUUACCUUUCUCUCUCUCAGGUUCAGAAGACUUGCAAAGGACAAGAUUUGUUUGGAGUUCAGAUUUGCGCUGAAGGGCGAGUCCCAGAUCUUCCCUCUUUGAGGCUUCAACAAGUUCCAGUCCUCCCAACAGCUGCGCUGACUCAGCUUCGCGUUUCCAUGGCACCAGCCGUAGACAAACCAACCGCUGUACAGUUCACGGGUCUGGUCACCCCAAAAAGUGAAGAAGGUAAUUUACCGAAAAAAAAUGACAGUAGUCUGAAUUUUUCGUCAGGAAUUCAUACAGGAAAUCAUUACGCAUUGAUUCUGUGAUAAUUUUAUUGCUGGCUUUUUUAUCUCCUAAUGUCACGGUCCAGGAGGAUGUCCUGGUCUCAAAUUUAGUGUGCAGGAUCUGAAGCUAGAGCUUCUAGAUCAAACCCAAGCCAGCAUCACUCUAUUGUAUUUUUGAGUGGGACAUUUUGGUCUCGCAAAGGUUCUCUCCAUCUACGAGUGUAAUGGUUAUAAGUAAAUUUCCAAGUAAAGCUUUAGUACACCACAAUGGGGGUUAGCCUGCGGUGGACAACCAUCUCCUUCUAGGUGGAUGACUAAUUUUCCAAUGCAAAUGAACUUUGGCGUUAAAGAGAAGGUCGCUUUUUGUUGAGGUCGGCCUGCUAAUCAUCCGUGAAAUUAUGUACUCAGAAAGGAUGAGCAAUGUAAUGAUAAUCAAUUUAAUUUACUUUAAAGUCCCUACAGCAUGGCGAGUUGAAGGUUUCAUCGAUGCUUCCUCGAAAACCGCCCGUCGUCGAAUCCCUUACAGGAUGACCCUCGACAAAGCAACAUACCAGAUGAUGAUCCAUGUAGGAAAUAUCCAGGCCAAAGGAUAUGAAGAUGGAAUGGCAAAAAUUACCGUAGGUCGCAGGGAAAUGAAACUAGAAUUUGGAAGACAAAAACUUCGAUAUCAGGUUUCCGCAUCUUGGCAGGUUCAAGAUCAAGGAAAAACCGCGCGCCUGAUGCUGCAGUGGGCAGAAGUAAGCACGAAUUCUUUAGUUCCCGGAGAAGAUUAACACUUAGCUCAUUUUUUUAAUUGCUUCUCAAGAUUUAUUAACUGAGUAUUCUUUCCAUGAUUUUUAGGUUCCACAGCAGUGGAAGACCUUCUUCUACAACUGGGAGCCACAGUUAUGGUAUUUCCUUCAACAGUUUGCUUGGGUCAGGCGUCCAGAACAAUCCAAAAACCAAGUAGAAGUUGAAUUUUUUCUUACUUCGCCCAUGACUGCUUCGCUGAGGAUGAGAACUCCAGACGCUACUGCUGAGAGGACUGGCCUUAGCCUACCAGUGAGAGUGGAUCGUUUCCCAUCCUCUUUACAAGAAAUCAAGAACUACUUCUAUGGUGAGAUCAUCAUUUAAGAUUGAGGGUUUUCGUGUUUUAAUAGUUCUAUUAGAGAGAGAAUAUUGCAUUAUCUGCCUUGCGUGGUUUUGAAAGGAAUUACGGGAACUUAAAAUUUAUCUUAUUUUAAAUCUUUGUGAAUCAGAUUUUUAAACAGAGGUUAAGACGACUAGUAGUCUCAGCAAAAUAUGUAUACCUUGGUGAAAACAAAGCCAGCAAUUGACUUCGAGACCAUUUAUCGUUGCUUUGGGCACGGGAAAGGAUGGGUGUGUAGCUUUCUGUUGAGAUAAGGUUGAGCUUCCCUGAAGACAUUUUGAAGUUUUUUCUUUAAUGAAAGUUGUGAUGAAUAAAAAACAGACAAAUAAGUUGCAUGAUAACCAUGGACAACCAUUACCACAAUGACAACGGUAAAUGUUAUUACAUUCCAUUCGAACUUUAUCUCCUAGUCUUGGCUGAAAACCUACAAGUCACGAGUCAUUAUUGUUCAUCUCGACGUUUUAUAUUUUAUCUUUUAGCCAAGUGUGAGGUCCAAAAAGACAGCAUUAGAGUGUUUGACCAACUUCAGUACAAGUACAACAUCAAGGGCGGUUGUCCUUAUACUCUUGCUAAGGAACAUAGGAAAGACAAGCAACCUAGAAUUCAGGUAAGAUUGGGUUUAUAGAAAAACAAAGGAAGAGAAAAAAACACCUCAGGCCUAUUUGAUAAUAUUAUCCGGUGUCUAGACCAAUUAAUAAUAAAUAAAAAACCCUCGGAUGCUCCGGCAUCAUGCCAUCUUGGUGUUCUAAGCUUUUGGGUAUUGUAUGAAGUGGGCUAAGCGUGUAAGGAAAGGCUCAAGUUUUCAGAUAUACUUUAGCUAACUAAAGAUAUUUUAGUAUUUACAAUUUUCAACUCUCGCAUUUUAUGUCAACAUAUUUUACCAUUUCACGUCGUAACUUCGCAUUUGUGGAAUUCACAGUAUAUUCCCUACCCUGACAAGAUUCAAUGUUUCCCUUCCGUGGGUAACCAAUAUAUCCCUUUUUUUGCCUCAUGGGAGUAGAGGGGCUAGUUGGAUAGCCUGGCUUACGUUCGACUCAAACUGUUCGUAUCAAAAUUUAUUCCAAAAUUAAUCGAUGACUCUACUGGCCCAUCAGGUCUCUGUGAAAAUUGACAAACAAGGUCAAAAGACCCUGAUAGCAAUUAUCCGCCAGUCAUCUCAACAACAAGACCAGGAAUCAGUUGUAGUUAAACCAGACGGCACCACUAUGAUUGACGGCCAGAAACUCGAUUGUUCUCAGAAGGCAUGUAAAUCAAAACUGGGUGGGGCUUCUGUCCGUAAGACACAGAGGGCUGAUGGAAAGACUCAGGUUGAGCUGUCGACAAAGGUAGGAGGUAUUCCUUACCAAAUAAUGCAGGUGAUUUGAGCCGACGUUUCAUACUUUCAGAAAUAACAGCAGUGAUCUUGCUUUUGUCUCUAUUUUAAAAAUUGAGCGAUUUUUUCACUCUUUUUUUGCCUUCAAGAUAAGUUUUGGUACAAAUAUUCAUAAUAACAUGUAACGAUUAUCAAUUAGUGAUAUAUAUCACUAUGAUAGUAACAGGGAUUUUAUUUUAUAUUCACAAGGUGCUUAUUCUUCUAAACGAGUAGGGGAACUAUUGUUCUUGAAUUUGAUUUAAUCUACAGAAAUAUGAUAUCGGGUAAACUUUAACAAUGUUCCCAUUGCUUGUGCCAUUUCAGAAGAAGAUUAUUUUAUAAGUGGGCGCGCUGAAACAGAUAGUCUUGGAAAGAAAGAAGAGCACAGUUUCCCUUAGCUUGAACAAAUUUUAAGCAAACGCCGAACGAAACCACACAACAAAUUUUGUUCGACCUUCUUCGUAAUUAAAACACUUUUCCUAUGUGAGUUACAUAAUAUUAUGCUGAUUGUAUCUCUGUGGUUUUGCAACUUCGCUUAGUUGAGUCUACACGCUACCAUGGAUCAAGAUCAGCAGAUUCGCCUGUACGCCUCGCCUUUUCUGCGCAGCCGUGUUCGUGGUUUGUGCGGUGACGCUGAUGGUGAACAAUGGAAUGAGUACAGAGACCCCAAAGACAAAGUGCAGCGGCUUGACCAGUUCAUCAAGUCCUGGCAAGAAAAGUGCUGAAGGUGAUGAUAGCUCAUCGCUUUUUUGUUUUUUUGCUUUUUUCAUUAAGCCGAUUUGAUAAAUGGAAACGUAAUUUAGAAAUGGUACAUCUGAUAGCUCAGUAACGAUUCCUCUGAAGCCCAGUCGCGACCGCAAAAUCGGACGGGGUGUGGUUGUCAAAGGAUGACGUAAAUUUCUCUUCGUUGAUUGCUUGUCACAAAUGUUCAACAUCUCUAUUUAGGCAUUUGUUUCUUUUCCACGAUGGAAACUCAGAAUCUGGGGAAACACUCUCAUUCUUCCUGCCUUGGUGUUUCUUUCUGUACUUUAGUUUUGUUCAAAAGUUCUUGGAAUAAUACACCCACUAUUGAUUUUAAGAGUAACACUGGCUCAGUAUGCAAAAAUAAACUCCAUUUCCGAGGAUAAGAACUGAUUUGCUCUUUAUUUCAAUAAUCCGUAAGCAUGGAUGAUACAUCGCAGCCUGAAAGCUAAUUAAAUAUGUAUAACCCACUCAACAAUCCUGAAAUUAUAGGUGUAUCUUGUGACGGUAAAAUACAGGCAACAUGCAUGUAUUGAUUUGAUAGAAUCACAACAACAACAAAAAAAAUAUCCAGCAGAUUCACCCACCCCACUCCCCCUUCUCUUAGUCAGGUAGUUCCAGCUUCCGAGGCGUUCAGGCCUUUUAUGACAAUACAUCAAGAAUCUAACUUUGAUUUAUCUGAUUUCCUCGCAGAGACACUGAAGAACCAAAACCUAAAGACUCAGACCAACCUGAACGGAAAACGGCUUCGCUUUUUUAAUAAUUUAAUUUCUUCAAUUUUUUUUUCGCUUAGUUGUAGUUUUAGAUUUUAAAUUUGUUUCAUCAGGACUACAAACAGAACGUUAGGAAAAAAGGUUCUUUCUUUUUCAUUAACUUCGUUUUUGGGAUUCUAUGUUUCGGUGAUGGG